AUGGCCGCACUCUGGGAGAACAAUGGGCAGGCGGGCCAGUUUCCCCUCGAGCAAUGGUUCUACGAAAUGCCGCCCGUAACUCGAUGGUGGACGGUGGCCACGGUGGCCACCUCGGUGCUGGUGCAGUGUCACGUCGUGACCCCGUUCCAGCUCUUCUAUAGCUUCCGCGCUGUCUACGCCAAGUCGCAGUACUGGCGGCUGUUUACCACUUUCCUAUAUUUCGGCCCACUCAACCUCGAUCUAUUAUUCCAUGUCUUCUUCCUGCAGCGGUACUCACGUCUCCUGGAGGAAUCCUCCGGCCGCUCACCGGCGCAAUUUGCCUGGCUGAUCUUCUAUGCCAUGACCUCGCUCCUGGUCAUCUCCCCGUUUCUGUCGCUGCCGUUUCUGGGCACUGCGCUCUCGUCUAGCCUGGUUUAUAUCUGGGCGCGCCGCAACCCGGAGACUCGUCUGAGCUUCCUGGGUCUCUUGGUGUUUACGGCCCCCUACCUGCCCUGGGUGUUGAUGGCGUUCAGUUUGAUCGUGCACAAGAUCGUGCCCAAGGACGAGAUCUGUGGUGUCGUCGUCGGCCAUAUCUGGUACUUUUUCAAUGACGUCUACCCGUCCCUGCAUGGCGGUCAUCGUCCGCUCGACCCGCCCAUGUGGUGGCGGCGUCUGUUUGAGUCCCGGGAGGCCGAUGAGACGCGCACAACUGAUGCGACCAAUGUGAACCGUGAAUUCGCGGCGGCUGCCGCGCCCGAGGUCCGAUGA
Penicillium alfredii is the source of this 747-nucleotide messenger RNA. It is a transcript of the gene derA, whose product is annotated as putative ER-associated proteolytic system protein Der1. The record is from RefSeq and is a predicted model, not a curated record. Lineage: Eukaryota; Fungi; Ascomycota; Eurotiomycetes; Eurotiales; Aspergillaceae. The coding region runs from base 1 to 747 and encodes 248 amino acids. The transcript has a single exon. Gene Ontology annotation, molecular function: ubiquitin-specific protease binding; misfolded protein binding. Gene Ontology annotation, biological process: endoplasmic reticulum unfolded protein response. Gene Ontology annotation, cellular component: endoplasmic reticulum membrane; Hrd1p ubiquitin ligase ERAD-L complex.